Molecule: messenger RNA, 552 nt
Organism: Echinostoma caproni
Lineage: Eukaryota; Metazoa; Platyhelminthes; Trematoda; Plagiorchiida; Echinostomatidae
Source: the annotation of a GenBank genome assembly
UUCCAGUUUAUAAUUUGGUUUCCACCAAAGUCUUCCUCUUCCCAGUGGUCUUCGCAACCAGUAACCCUUUUCUGCUGUGAGCAGACUGUUUUCAACGGGAAGAUUGGAAAGCAUGCGAUCCUUCGGUUAUACUUCAUUCUCAAUCAAUGUCCCUUGAACAAUCAGUGUCCGCUGCGUCAUAUCAAAGCCGACCGAACAGUCGUGUGCAAACAUUGGCUACGCGGUCUGUGCAAAAAAGGAGAUGAUUGUGAAUUUUUGCACGAGUACGAUAUGACCAAAAUGCCCGAGUGUUAUUUCUUUUCCAAAUUCGGUGAAUGCAUGAACAAAGAGUGCCCAUUUUUGCACAUUGACCCGGCAACCAAAGUGCAAGAUUGUCCUUGGUACGAUCGUGGUUUUUGUCGAAAUGGUAAGGCAAAGUGGCGUACUCGCACGAUAAAUCCCGGGCAUUGUAGCAAAGCUGUCUACCACCAAAUUAAGAUGGCGAUGGUGGGGCUCGAACCUCAAACCACAGGACUAAACCACUGUGCCACCACCACCCCUAAUUUAGAGUAG